Eruca vesicaria subsp. sativa (arugula) is the source of this 1464-nucleotide messenger RNA. The record is from the annotation of a GenBank genome assembly. Lineage: Eukaryota; Viridiplantae; Streptophyta; Magnoliopsida; Brassicales; Brassicaceae.
CUGGAAUCGGGAAGAAUCAAAGCUAUGAUCAAAACUUUGGGAGUGGCUUCUUCUCGCUUUUUCUUCUCCAGGCAUCCAUCAACGACUCAUAACUUCUGCAUUUCAUCUCCCGCCUUCGCUAUCCGCUUCUCUAACCACUCCGUAUCGGAUCGCCGGAACUUCACUAUAAUGGCCAGUGGAUGUGGAAGCGGCGGCGGAGAAGAAGAGUUCGUGAAAGGAAACGUUUUUCCAAACGGCGUCGCUGUCAUCACUCUUGACCGACAUAAAGCUCUCAACGCCAUGAAUCUAGAAAUGGAUUUGAAGUACAAAAGGUUGCUUGAUGAAUGGGAAUCUGAUCCUAAUGUCAAAUGUGUUAUUGUCGAAGGAAGUACUCCUCGAGCCUUUUGUGCUGGCGGUGAUGUGAAGCAGAUUACAACCAAAAAUCAUUUGUCAGAUAUGAUAGAGGUAUUUACAGCUGAGUAUACCCUGAUUUGCAAGAUUGCUGGAUACAAAAAGCCAUAUAUCUCUUUAAUGGAUGGCAUAACAAUGGGAUUUGGCCUUGGUCUUUCUGGACAUGGGCGCUACCGUGUGAUAACUGAGAGAACGGUCCUCGCAAUGCCAGAAAAUGGAAUUGGAUUGUUUCCAGAUGUUGGGUUUUCAUAUAUAGCAGCUCAUAGCCCUGGCAGAGGCUCUGUUGGUGCGUAUCUUGGUAUGACUGGGAGAAGGGUCUCCACACCUGCAGAUGCAUUGUAUGUGGGUCUUGGGACACAUUGUGUACCAUCUGAAAAGCUAGCUGCACUCAAAGAAGCCUUUUUGUCAGCUGACAUUUCCAAGGAUCCUCACCUAGACAUCCAAGCAACUUUAUCAGAAUACAGCAGCGUUCCUGACUCUGAAGCCCACCUCAAAAUGAUGCUGCCUCAAAUAGAAACAGCUUUUAGUGCUAGUAAAUCUGUUAAGGAAACAAUCGAAGAGCUGAAGAAGUACCAGCAGAGCACUGAGGCUUCAGUUGCAGAAUGGGCUAAUGAAGCACUCCAAGGCCUUGGAAAAGGAGCUCCGUUUUCUCUUUACCUAACACAUAAGUACUUCUCCAAAGUUGCUUGUGCUAUGGGUAAAACCAACAAUGAGAUGGCAACGCUUAAUGGUGUGAUGAAAACGGAGUACCGUAUUGCUCUGAGAGCUGCCUUGCGCGGCGAUUUCACUGAAGGUGUUAGAGCAGUCUUGAUUGACAAGGACCAGACUCCAAAAUGGAAACCAGCAAGCUUAGACGAGGUAGAAGAAACCGAAGUGGAGGCUCUCUUUAAGCCACUAAGUCCUGAAGUGGAAGAGCUUAACGUUUGAAAAAAGAGAUCACUUGAUUGUUCUAGAUAAAAAUAUGUGACAUGCUAUGUUACUCCAUUGACUUUCAACAAAUUGAUCGCUUGCAGCUUUGUACAAAAAGCACACGUUUCUUUUUAGAUAUAUACAUCAACUCAUAUUUUCAAGCCG